UCCACUUUAGUUCCCUCCCGACCUCGUGGCUCUUCUUCAUAAUUUUCUUGUCCGAUAUCCGGAGGUCCUCCUGCAUCACCGCGCGCCAAGAUGCCCAGCAAGAGGAAGAAGAACAAGCGCCGCAUGAGGAGGGUGCAAGCCCAGAGGAGGGCCCUCGAAGAGCUUCACGCAUCCAAUCCUCCGGCCAAAGCCACCCCUGGGAUCGCCGUAAGUGCCCCGCCGACAGGAGCCUCUAAGAAGGCAGCUAAAUGUACGACAAAAGCCCCAGAGAAGGUCCCAGAGGCCGUUCCCGUUGCCGUCCCCAUUGUGGAGGCACGCAAGGUAGUACCGAAACCGGCUGUGGAGAAGCCGGUCCCAGCACCCGUCCCGGCUGAAGUAGCGGCACCGGAGCCUGAGCCACUGGUGGCGGAACCAAUCCCAGCAGAGGUCGAGGUGGAAGCCCCGGUACCGGCCCAGGCCCCAGUUAUCACGGAAACCCCAGCAGUUGAGGAAACAGCAGUUGUCGAGAAGAUGGAAGUUGUUGAGGAAACGGCGGUUGUUGAGGAAACGGCGGCUGUUGAGGAAGCGGCAGUUGCUGAGGAAACGGCAGUUGCUGAGGAAACGGCGGCUGUUGAGGAAACUGCAGUUGCCGAGGAAACGGCAGUUGCUGAGGAAACGGCGGCUGUUGAGGAAACCGCGGUUGCUGGGGAAACAGCGACUGGUGAGGAAAUGGCGGUUGUCGGGGAAACCGUGAUCGUCAAUGAACUGGUAGCUGCCGAGGAAACUCCAGUUGUCGAAACCACACCAGUGGAGCCCCCUACAGUGGAAACUGCCGUAGCGCAGGAGGCUGAGCCUGUCGUUCCCGAACCAGAACCAGUGACAGAGGUCACAUCCCGUGAGGCUGAGGUCUCACAGGCGCCUGCAGAUCUUGAGCUCCAGGUGGAGGAUGCUGUCUGCGCCACUGCAGUGGUUGAACAGAUGCGUGCUGUAUGUGAGCCAGAGACUGAGGUAGAGGUUGAGGUCUUGGUCGAAGAGGAAGCUACGCCGGAGUUCAAGAUGGAAGUAGCCAUGACCGAGGCUAUCGCUGAAGCUGAGCCCCUGAGCGAAGCUGUCCCAGAAGCGGCGUUAGAGGCGGUCAUCAGCGAGGCCACAUCUGCGCCCGCCGUUGAGGCUGAGGCAGAGCCUACUGCAGUCGAGCCGAUCAUCGAAGCUGUGAUGGAGGAAGUCAUCCAAGCAGCACCUGAGCCAGAGGUGGUGACCGAGGCGGUUGUCUGCCCCGCUGCCCCUGUCGAGGAGGAGAAGGAAGAUGUCGAAGCUGAAGUAUUGACUGAAGAAGUUGCACCUGUAAUGGCAGUUGAGCCUCUUGAAAAUAUAGAGGAUGUUCCGGCCCCGUCAAAGGAAAUGCCAGUGGGAAACACUGCCGUCUCAGAAACCAUUGCAGAGGUGGCCGAGGUCCCAGUAGCUGAAGUAACAGAGGCUGUUGUCGACAGUGUGAUAGAGGACUUUGUGGUCACAGAAUCUGCCCUUGUUGUGGAGGCCGCCAUGGCUGAGGCCCUGCCCCUGUACAGCAGGUGA
Molecule: messenger RNA, 1554 nt
Organism: Lampris incognitus (smalleye Pacific opah)
Lineage: Eukaryota; Metazoa; Chordata; Actinopteri; Lampriformes; Lampridae
Product: calphotin-like
Exons: 8
Coding region: 91-1554 (487 amino acids)
Source: RefSeq, a predicted model, not a curated record